AUGCUCAAUUACACUAAUGACUAUUUUUCUAAUUUUUCUGAGAAAAGGGUGAAGGAAAGAACUGUUGAAGAUGCUCUAUAUCGAGUAAGGGAAUGGAGGAGAAUAUAUGAGACGGGUUUAUAGAAGGAUUCUAAUAAGGAAUCAAGAAUCACCCUUUAAGAGGCUGCUAAUCUAGUUAAAAUACCCAAAAAAACAUUAGAGGACUAUAUAUAGAUUUUCAAUAAAGUUAGUUUAAUCUGUCCAAUUCAAGAUUUUUAGAACAAAAAAAUGGGAUUUCUGAGGACUUUUAUAAGGAAAAAUAAGACUAAGAUAAAGAAGGCUGCUCAGGCGAAAAGAUAGAGCCAACAGGAGUCUCUUAAUGUCAAAAUUGAGGAAUCCCUUCCGCAAUACCUAAAGAAUUAAUUUGAAAACUCAAUGACCUAUGAUAUAAAAGAAGGAAAUUAAAAAAAUGAUUUAAAUUUCGAUAUCAAAAUAGAAAAAUUAGAGGAGGAAUGA
Molecule: messenger RNA, 495 nt
Organism: Paramecium tetraurelia
Lineage: Eukaryota; Ciliophora; Oligohymenophorea; Peniculida; Parameciidae
Exons: 1
Source: RefSeq, a predicted model, not a curated record